Brassica rapa (field mustard) is the source of this 1870-nucleotide messenger RNA. Its product is annotated as serine/threonine-protein kinase BSK1. Lineage: Eukaryota; Viridiplantae; Streptophyta; Magnoliopsida; Brassicales; Brassicaceae. The record is from RefSeq and is a predicted model, not a curated record. Gene Ontology annotation, molecular function: ATP binding; protein kinase activity; protein binding. Gene Ontology annotation, biological process: brassinosteroid mediated signaling pathway; protein phosphorylation.
UAUAUUCUUUCUCUUUCUCUCUCUAUUACAAGAAGCGAAAGAGAAACACUUUCCGACUCGCUUUGUUUCUGUCGUGAGAAAAAAAAAAAAGGAUUUAGAAAUUUCAAUGGGUUGUUGCCAAUCCUUGUGUUCGGAUGAACACCAGCCGCUCGGGAAAGACGGAGCUCAGCCGCCGCAAGUGACUCAAAACCACCGCGGCGGCGCUACGACGGCUGACAACGGCGGAAUCGGAGGCGGCGGUGUAGCUGGAGGAGGAGGAGGAGGAGGAGGAAUCCCAUCUUUCUCAGAGUUCUCUUUCUCCGACCUCAAAGCAGCUACAAACAACUUCAGCUCCGACAACAUCGUGUCGGAAAGCGGCGAGAAAGCCCCAAAUCUCGUCUACAAAGGCCGGCUUCAGAACCGCCGUUGGAUCGCCGUCAAGAAGUUCACCAAGAUGGCUUGGCCUGAUCCUAAACAAUUCGCGGAAGAAGCAUGGGGUGUUGGGAAAUUCAGACAUAACCGGUUAGCGAAUCUGAUUGGUUACUGUUGCGAUGGAGACGAGAGGCUUCUCGUUGCUGAGUUCAUGCCUAACGAUACACUCGCUAAGCAUUUGUUCCAUUGGGAGAAUCAGACGAUUGAGUGGGCUAUGAGGUUGCGAGUAGGAUAUUACAUAGCCGAAGCUUUGGAUUAUUGUAGCACAGAGGGUCGUCCUUUGUACCAUGAUUUAAAUGCUUACAGGGUUCUCUUUGAUGAGGAUGGUGAUCCUCGUCUCUCGUGUUUCGGUUUAAUGAAGAACAGUCGUGAUGGUAAAAGCUAUAGCACAAACCUUGCAUAUACACCACCGGAAUACCUAAGAAAUGGAAGAGUGACACCUGAAAGUGUUACUUACAGCUUUGGAACUGUGCUCCUUGAUUUGCUUAGUGGUAAACACAUCCCUCCAAGCCAUGCUCUGGAUAUGAUACGAGGCAAGAAUAUUAUUCUGUUGAUGGAUUCACACCUGGAGGGGAAGUUCUCAACAGAAGAAGCUACCGUAGUUGUAGAACUGGCGUCUCAAUGCUUGCAGUAUGAGCCUCGAGAGAGACCCAAUACCAAAGAUCUUGUGGCAACACUUGCACCAUUGCAGACUAAAUCAGACGUUCCUUCUUAUGUAAUGCUCGGAAUAAAGAAGCACGAGGAGGCACCUUCGACGCCUCAGAGGCCACUUUCGCCGUUAGGUGAGGCUUGCUCGAGAAUGGAUCUCACAGCUAUUCAUCAGAUCUUGGUCAUGACACACUACAGAGACGAUGAAGGGACAAACGAGUUAUCUUUCCAAGAAUGGACUCAACAGAUGAAAGAUAUGCUUGACGCACGCAAACGUGGUGAUCAAGCUUUUCGCGAGAAAGAUUUCAAAACCGCCAUAGACUGUUACUCACAGUUUAUCGAUGUUGGAACAAUGGUGUCACCAACUGUGUUUGGUCGGAGAAGUCUAUGCUACUUACUGUGCGAUCAACCAGACGCAGCACUACGCGACGCGAUGCAAGCGCAAUGCGUGUAUCCUGACUGGCCAACGGCUUUCUACAUGCAGUCUGUGGCGUUAGCGAAGCUGAACAUGAACACCGACGCAGCAGAUAUGUUGAACGAAGCUUCUCAGCUCGAAGAGAAGAGACAACGAGGAGGCGGCAAAUGAUCCUUUUGGAUUCUUGAUACACAAUGUGUGUUUACAUCAUCUUGUGAGCUUCAAAAGAUUCUUUUUAAAGAAGAAACAAAUGGUUAAAAGAACCUGUCGAUGUGAUUGUUCAUUGGGGGUGUAAUGUAGUAACCAUAGAGGGAGACAAAAAGAAAAUCAAUGUUUGUUUGUAAUGCAUGUAACUAUAUGCAUGGUCUCUAUUUUUAAGCUUUGUUUUUUUAUAUA